Molecule: messenger RNA, 1131 nt
Organism: Symbiodinium necroappetens
Lineage: Eukaryota; Dinophyceae; Suessiales; Symbiodiniaceae
Source: the annotation of a GenBank genome assembly
AUGCCAGACCCUACCCGCCGCCGCGUCCUGACCUCGGCCGGCCGCCUCGUCCUGGGCACGGCCGGCUUGGGCACGGCCGGCUUGGGCACAGCCAGCUUGGGCACGGCCGGCCUCGCGGCCCCGGCCGUCGCGCGCGAGCGCCGGGUCUGGCGCCUGGCGACCUCCUGGCCGAAGAACGCGCCCGGCCCCGGCACCACCGCCGCCCGCCUGGCCGAGCGGAUCACCGCCCUGUCCGGCGGGCGCCUGACGGUCGAGCUGCACGCCGCCGGCGAGUUGGUGCCCGCGCUGGAGGUCUUCGACGCGGUGGCCGCCGGCACGGUCGAGCUGGGCCACUCGGCGGCGCUCUUCUGGUCGGGCAAGAUGCCCUCGGCCCCCUACUUCACCGCCGUGCCCUUCGGCCUGCUGCCCGAGGGCCACGACGCCUGGCUGACCGCCGGCGGCGGCCAGGCCCUGUGGGACGAGCUCUACGGCGCCUUCGGGGUCAAGCCCUUCGCCGCCGGCAACUCCGGCAUCCAGAUGGGCGGCUGGUACCGCAAGCCCAUCGCGGGGCUGGAAGACCUCAAGGGUCUGCGGGUGCGCAUGCCGGGUCUGGGCGGCGAGGUGCUGCGCCGGCUGGGCGCCGCGCCGACCACCCUGCCGCCCGGCGAGAUCUUCACCGCGCUGUCGACCGGCGCGAUCGACGGGGCGGAGUUCCUGGGGCCCUGGCAGGACCUCUCGCUCGGCCUGAACCGGGCGGCCCGCUACUACCUCUGGCCCGGCUGGCACGAGCCCAACGGCAGCGCCGAGGCGCUGGUCAACGCCGCCGCCUACGCGGCCCUGCCCGAGGAUCUGCAGCGACUGAUCGCGACCUGCUGCGAGGCGGAGAACCGGCGCGGCCCGGCCGAGGCCGAGUGGCGCAACGCCGAAGCCCUGGCCCGCCUGCGCGAGGACCCGGAGGUGACCCUGGCCGCCUGGCCCGAGCCGGUGCUGCGCGCCGCCCGCGCGCAAAGCGAGGCGGUGCUGGCCGAGCUGGCCGAGGCCAGCGCCCUCGACCGGCGCCUGCGCGACUCCUACGCCGCGGCCAAGGCGCGCCUGCUGCCCUGGGGCCGUGUCGGCCGCCAUGCCCUGCUGGGCGCCCAGCUCGGCGCCUGA